AUGCAGGCAAUCGCGUUAGGCGAUGACAUCAUCCCGCCGAUUAAGUCAACUACAGCUCGAUUACGUUCUGACGAAGAGUAUCCCUUAGAUGUCCGGAAAUUUGGAGCUGUCGGGGACGUCGCAUUCGAUUCCCACGACCGCCCAGUUCUUCUCAGCUUUGUGGUACGGUCCCAGGAAAGGAAUCGUGAAGCUCAACAUCAAUCGAAGCUCAACUUGGCAGGCUCUGAAGAAGGUGAUAACACCGAAACAUUGGCUGUUAAUAAAGAUCAAUACCAGUCUUGGCUACAGCUCAACCAAAUCAAUCAAAGCUACGUAAUCAACAUGUCAACAUUCAAGGACAGUCGACAGGGACACUACAAGAAGAAGUUCCGCCAACGAGUGUCCAUCAAUAUUGUAUUACGAAUCAGGAAGAUAAACGAAGUCAUGAUUUGUAUGGAAGCCAUGGCCACAUGUCUCGAUUUGUUACUCAAACGAACGGGAAAUUUGGCGAUCCCUGAACCUAUAAUCGGCAAAAUGUCCGUUAGCGUUGUAAAAGCGCUUCAUUACCUUAAGGAGAACCACAACGUAAUUCAUAGAGAUGUGAAACCCUCAAAUGUUCUUCUCGACUGGAAUGGAAUAGUGAAGUUAUGCGAUUUUGGAAUUAGUGGAUUCCUUAUUGAGAGCAGAGCCAGGUCCAAAUUAGCGGGGUGCCCACCAUACAUGGCCCCUGAAAGAGAGGAUACCCCGUACGAUAUACGAAGUGAUGUAUGGUCUUUUGGUAUAACGCUGGUGGAACUCGCAACUGGUCAUUUCCCAUACGAAGGCAGUGAUUUUCAAAUAAUCUCCUCGAUUCUUGAGCUUCCGAGUCCAUCCUUGAAGACAGCAGACGGCUUCACGGUGGAGUUUUGCGACUUGGUCGAUUUAUGUCUGAGAAGAAAAGUCGAAGAACGGCCCAGAUACGCCACUAUUCUUCGACACCUAUUCAUCGUUAAGAAUGAGAAAGCAGAUACGGACGUUUCGGAAUGGUUUAGUGAGAUUAUGAUGUGA
Messenger RNA from Necator americanus (New World hookworm), 1026 nucleotides. RefSeq lists its product as uncharacterized. The record is from RefSeq and is a predicted model, not a curated record. Gene Ontology annotation, molecular function: ATP binding; MAP kinase kinase activity. Bases 1 to 1026 code for a protein of 341 amino acids. NCBI's taxonomy places the organism in Eukaryota, Metazoa, Nematoda, Chromadorea, Rhabditida, Ancylostomatidae. Gene Ontology annotation, biological process: stress-activated MAPK cascade; protein phosphorylation. The transcript has 8 exons.